AUGCCAUUCCUAGAAGGCCUUUUGAUAAGCACUCGCAAUCUCAUCAGUGACAUUGGCCGCAGAGAGGGUGUAGGUUCAGAUGCAAAAGAUGAUGACGGUCUUUCACCGAUUCAUGAAGGUUUAGGAGAAGACAAAGAGGCGGAAGCCGCACCUCAAACGAUUGAGCAACUGGAAACUGCCAUAUCCAGAACAAAGGCCAAGUUUCAGGAAGUAAAAAUAGCAGGGAGACAAGCAAUGGCUGAUCAGAGAAAGGAGAUUCGUACAUUGAAGGCCGGUAUGAAUCAGUGGGAAGUGAAGCUAAAAAAGCGACAACGAGCGGCAUACGAUGUCCCAUAUGAUCAUUAUGGCGAGUAUAUGCGGCGCGAAUCUCCCGAAGAAGCACUCGAAGCCACAGAGGAGGACGACGAUCUAUCACCACCAGCUGCACAUCAAUCCAAUUCAGAUCCUACUGCUGCACCAACAAUGUCCGAAUCAAUGGAAAAAAGGCUUUCCAAAAUGCUAGAAGCGCAGGUGCUCAAGCACUUGCACCUCCUAAUGGUGGCAGAGCAACAACUGCACAUCCAAUCAAACAUAUGGAAUGAUAUCGUUCUCACACUGCACGAGAAACCAGGCUCUUUGGAUCAAGAUUUUAUGGGAGCCAAGCUACGAAUUCUAACAGAAAUAUCCACCAGCGAAAAGACCAAGACGCAAUUGGAAAAACAGGGCGAGGCGCAAGUUCGCAAGCAAGUACUAUCCAUGUGCAAGCUCAAGCGGGAGGUCGCACAAGAAGUGAAGAAGAAAACAUCUCAGUUGGAAGACAAAGUAUUCAAAAACGGUGAGGAGGAAACUGCAACCAUGCAAUUGAUACGAUCUCUGUCUUCGGAUACAUUCGACAGCGCUGAUUUGGGUCCGAUCGAAGAAGCCAAAACUGCAAGCCCAGUGGAUGCACGUCCUAAAAUAUCACUGUCCCGACAGACUUCUUCUCUCAAGCUCCGAUUGGCUCGAGAAAAAGCUGCUGCCCGAUUGGCAGAAUCCAAGCAACGAUUCACCUCGACUUCCUCCAUUUCCAUCAAUUCCGAUCUCAUCAGUUUGGAUUCCAUCAGUGAACACAAUGAGCGAUCGGGAAUUCCAGUGGAAACGAAACUCGACGAUGACGACGAUAACAAAAGGCUGUCACCCUCAGGCGUGAACGAGUUUCCAAGUCCAGUUGUGUGA
Cylindrotheca closterium is the source of this 1194-nucleotide messenger RNA. The record is from the annotation of a GenBank genome assembly. NCBI's taxonomy places the organism in Eukaryota, Bacillariophyta, Bacillariophyceae, Bacillariales, Bacillariaceae.